Messenger RNA from Cinclus cinclus, 822 nucleotides. RefSeq names its product calcium and integrin binding family member 3 (gene CIB3). Gene Ontology annotation, molecular function: calcium ion binding. The coding region runs from base 133 to 696 and encodes 187 amino acids. The record is from RefSeq and is a predicted model, not a curated record. The transcript is spliced from 6 exons. Lineage: Eukaryota; Metazoa; Chordata; Aves; Passeriformes; Cinclidae.
UAGAAGUUGGUUACCUGAUCCUCCUCUGUACCUGAGUGUCAUUGUUGCAGCUUUUAAUAACUGAAUAUCCAGACGACCUAUAAAGGUGCCUUUGAGGAAAGAACUGACAAGAGUCAGUAUUCCCAGCUCAAAAUGGGCAACAAGCAAACCAUUUUCACUCAAGAGCAACUGGAUGCAUAUCAGGACUGCACAUUUUUCACAAGGAAAGAAAUUCUGAGGCUGUUUUACAGGUACAGAGACCUGGCCCCACAGCUCGUCCCCCUUGACUACUCUGGCAGUCCAGCCGUGACCCUGCCCUACGAGCUCAUCGGCAGCAUGCCAGAGCUCAAGGACAACCCAUUCCGCCAGCGGAUAGCAGAGGUGUUCUCAGAGCACGGAGAUGGCAACAUGACUUUAGAUGAUUUUUUGGACAUGUUUUCUGUGCUAAGUGAAAUGGCUCCCAGAGACUUGAAAGCUUAUUACGCUUUUAAAAUUUAUGACUUCAACAAUGAUGAUUACAUAUGCAAAUCAGAUCUAGAGAAAACUGUUAACAAAUUAACACGAAAUGAACUGACCCCAGAAGAAGUCAGCCUUGUAUGUGAAAAGGUGAUUUAUGAGGCUGAUGUGGACAACGAUGGCAAGCUGUCCUUAGCAGACUUUCAGCAUAUGAUCAUCAGAGCUCCAGAUUUCCUCAGCACCUUUCAUAUUCGAAUCUGAAUCUAGCCAACCACGUGGACAGGAGCACUUCUGGGACUUUCAACAGCUAUUACUUCACCUGAGAUAACCAGCCACGAGAGCACAAGAUGAGAGGGACAAAGAGGACAACUCCUGGUAACAGAACCA